Molecule: messenger RNA, 2198 nt
Organism: Cynoglossus semilaevis (tongue sole)
Lineage: Eukaryota; Metazoa; Chordata; Actinopteri; Pleuronectiformes; Cynoglossidae
Product: mucin-5AC-like
Exons: 15
Coding region: 243-1016 (257 amino acids)
Source: RefSeq, a predicted model, not a curated record
GGUAAGCCAAUCAGACGCAGUUCUUACAACAAAUCAUUCGAGCACGCAGCUGACAUUACAUACCUAAAUUAUCAGAGGUAAACCGCUGAAAUAGCGAGUCAGGAGGGAAAGCUGCCGUUUUCAAAAUGGAAAUACAGGCCCUACUUCAGUCAGAGGUUGUGCCAAAAUAAGUAUCAGCGGAGCAGCCAAGGCUUGGACCUCUCUGUUGUUCACACAGUCUGAAGUCAAGCAGCAGAACCAUCAUGAAGACCACCAGGAUUCUCGUGCUCCUACUGCUCACAGCUGUCCACAUCCUCACAAGAGUUUCAUCAGAUACUUUAAUAGCAUCAACCACAGGGAUGGCUUCGACCCAAACCACUUCAGAUUCACCAAAACCAAUGGAAAAAAACACAAUGACCUCCCCAUCAGAAAUCAUAACAGCCACCUCCCUGAAGCCAACUUCAGAUCCAGCUGCAGCACCAUCUGUGACCACUGUAACUCCAUCUGUUCCUCACACAUCACCACAGACAGAGGAGCCCGGAUCUUCUCACAGGCACAACCAGACUACAGACUCCCCUAGAGAUCCCAACACCCAGACUCCCACUCACCCAGUGAAAACUGAUCAAAUGACAACUCUCAGCAAUGACAAAAUUACAAAUGCAGCUGCGACUCAGUCAGGAUACCAUGACAAAACCAGCGAUGUAAAAACAAAUAAAGAAACGAGUACUUCCUCCCCAGGAAAUGUGUCCAUAAAUGCUGAAGAUGAAGAUGCUGGUUCUCAAAAGGGGAGUGAAAAAACUGCAGUUGCCCAAUCAGACAAAAGGCUAUGGUGGAUUCUGCUGCUCGUCUUCCUGAUCGGAGCUGCUGUCGCCAUCGUCCUCAAAUUCAGAAGCAAGAAAAUCCACGAUCACAUGGAAACUAUUGACACUGGAACUGAGAAUGCAUCUUUCCAGAGCAGACCUGAAAGCACCAAAGACGGUGUCCUGCUCCUAGGGGUGAAGUCAUCGGGUGGAGAUGGCAAUGCUGCUGCCAGAUAAAAAAGAAAGGGAGGGCGGUUAGAGCCAGCUCGAGCAGUGGUUGUGUUUUAGCCCCACUCCACAUUCUGUUCCUGUGGAGGAACUGUUUAAAUGUUUGAUAUUUAUCCUCUGAUUUUAUGAAGUGAAAAAAGGGCAUAGAGUAGCGUUUUUGUUUGUUUGUUUUUUUUUUAAUGUAAAAUUCAGUUUGCGUCAUUUUCCUUCUAUCAUUCUUAUGUCUAUGAAACCUUUAUUGGUCUGUAAUUUUCCCCUUCUCUUUGGCAGCUCCAUAUCUAUCUCACACUGAAGCCAUAGCACUGUCAAGGAAGUUCAAUAUGCUGUUGACACAAACCAUAUUUAAGCUGCAUGAUCUUUAGCGAUGUCACCAUUAACAGAGCACUGACCUCAGAUUAUAUCAUAGUUGUUUUAUUGAUUUUAAUCUCUUGUUUUUUAAAUAUGAUGGUGUAUUUUUCCUGGACAGUUUCAUAUAUGUGUUUCAUUUUAUAUCAACAAACUGACCAUUAGUUUUUUAGCUAAGAGUUUUGCAGUAGGGACGUAUUUUUCAGUGUAUGUAGAAUAGCAGUCAGUUGUAAUGAAAACGUUAAUGCACACAAAAGCUGGAUUUAAAAACAAACAAACACUGGAACUACUUUAUAGCUGGAUUUUCUUUUUUUCCCCAACCUCAAUUUCUUUAAUAAAUCACUGACAAUGAUGUUUUUGUGAAGGCCCAGUUUACUGAGUUCCACAUCUGUUGGGUUACCCACAUGUGGGCAGUGUAUAUGCACUAGUGUACGAGCCCAUAUUUGGCAUCAUCAGCCAAAUAAAAUGGUGUCUGGGUUUUUAAUUUGAUAUUACACAUGAAAUGACUUGGCAUGGUUCAAUCGAAAUAUAUAUUUGUUAUUUAAUGAUUUGUUAUCAUUAUGUAUUGAAGUAAAUAUUUUAAAAUGUAUAAUAUUUAUAUACAAAUUUGUCGUAUAUUUGAACAUUUUAAUGCUUUUUAUAGUUUUUCAGUGCUUGUAAAUGAAGCCCGGCAAAGUUAAUUCUGAAAUUUACCACGAGAGGGAGACCUAGUUUAAUUAUGAACGUUAACAUUAGGUGCAGAAUGUCAUGGGGUUGUGAACAGAGCAGUUUCUCUGCUUAACUUCGUUAUUUACAUUCAACUUUUGACUUGAAUGAAUGUUUUAUUUAAUUAAAUCUUGAGUAGAU